AAUUUUGGCGCAUGCAGUUCCCUCCACAUCUAUCCGAAACCAAAUUCCCUCCUUCCCUCGUUUUCUGCUCUCGCCUCCUCUACGCUCCUAACUCCCUCUUUUCCUUCCAAACCCUUUUCCCCACUCUUUCUCUCUCCAAGCCUCACUUUCUCUCUCUAAAACCCUACUUUCCGCCCAUCCUCCCCCUUUUCCCUCCAAAUUCCCCACAAUUUCGCUCCGCCCCUCGCCCCAUGUCCACCACCGCCGGACCUCCCGACCGCCGUGCCUCGCCGCCUCGGGGGGCUGCCGGCACCACUAUCCGCCCCGCGCUCAAGCGCCACCUAGCUUUCGUCACUAAACCGCCCUUUGCUCCCCCUGACGACUACCACAGCUUCUCCUCCAUCGACUCCCGCCGCCUUGCCGAUGAAGCCGUUGUCGUUAGAUCUCCUUACAUGAAGCGAAAGGGUGGAAUGAAUGACAGCGAAGGAGAGUCUCACACACAGAAGUGGAGUAACAGUCCUGGAUACACUAAUGUUAGUAACAUAACGAAUAGUCCCUUUAAAACUCCAGUGUCUGCAAAAGGAGGAAGGACACAGAAGGCAAAGGCUUCCAAAGAAGGCAGAUCAUGUCCUCCCACACCCAUCUCAAAUGCUGGUUCCCCGUCUCCUCUUACUCCUGCCAGCAGCUGCCGUUAUGACAGUUCCUUAGGUCUCUUAACCAAAAAGUUCAUCAAUUUGGUCAAGCAUGCAGAGGAUGGUAUUCUUGAUCUAAAUAAAGCAGCCGAGACUUUGGAGGUGCAAAAGAGGAGGAUUUAUGACAUAACGAAUGUUUUAGAAGGCAUUGGUCUCAUUGAAAAGAAACUCAAAAAUAGAAUACAUUGGAAGGGAAUUGAAUCUUCCACGUCUGGUGAGGUGGAUGGCGAUAUAUCUGUGCUUAAGGAAGAAGUUGAGAAACUUUCAUUGGAGGAGCAGGGAUUAGAUGAUCAAAUAAGGGAAAUGCAAGAAAGAUUGAGAAAGCUGAGUGAAAAUGAAAAUAACCGGAAGUGCCUUUUCGUGACCGAGGAUGACAUUAAGAGCCUACCUUGCUUCCAGAAUGAAACUUUAAUAGCAAUUAAAGCUCCGCAUGGAACUACCCUGGAAGUCCCUGAUCCUGAGGAAGCUGUAGACUAUCCUCAGAGGAGAUAUAGAAUCAUUCUUAGAAGCACAAUGGGUCCCAUUGAUGUCUACCUCAUCAGGUACUUUUCUUGGCUAGUUUUAUUUACUGAACUUUUUUGUUUUUUUGUUCUUAUGCUGUGCAUCCAGAAAUCACAUUAGUCCGUAUUUCCUAUCCAAUGUUCAAUUCAUCUUUGGUGUUGACAAGAUAUUCCCACGUCAUUUUUUUAAGACUAACCCUCAUGCUGGGGAUGGUUUAGUAAUCGUUUGCCGCGGUA
Molecule: messenger RNA, 1408 nt
Organism: Vigna umbellata (rice bean)
Lineage: Eukaryota; Viridiplantae; Streptophyta; Magnoliopsida; Fabales; Fabaceae
Source: RefSeq, a predicted model, not a curated record